CCGAGCAGCUUUCGAUAAGAAUAAAACAGACGUUUUCCGGAUUAAAACGCACAACGUCGGUGCCAUAAAGAAACUGAGGAUCGAGCAUGACAACACGGGAAUGAAUCCCAGGUGGUAUCUGGAUCGGGUCACACUGUCGGACCUGAACAGACCGAACCAUCGGCUGUUUUUCUCCUGCGCACGGUGGUUAGGCCGGGAGGUGGGGGACGGACUCACAGUGAGAUACCUGCUGGGCAGCUUUAAUCCCAUGAACAUCCCAAAACAAAAUAAAUACAUUGUUAGCGUGUUCACCAUGGAUGUGAAAGGCAGUGGAACCGAUGCAGAUGUAUACUUGACCAUCUUCGGAGAGCAUGGAGAUACUGGUGAAAGGAGGCUAAUAAGUGAAGGGAAGGACACUUUUGAAAGGGGGAAUGAGGAUAAGUUUACCAUCGAGAACCCAAACCUGGGAAGACUGAUGAAAAUCACCAUCGGACACAACAACAACAAGGGCUCGUCAGCCAGCUGGGGCUGUGAUAGGGUUGUAAUAGAUGAUUUGGGUAAUAAGGAGGUGUAUGCAUUUCCCAUUAAUGCUUGGUUUGACAUUUCUGAGGGUGAUGGAAAAAUCCAGAGAGACAUGGUGGUUGGAACCACUCAGCCGAUGUCUCUUGUGUAUAACGUCCAGGUCAUGACUGGCGAUAUUCGGGGUGCUGGUACCAACUCUAAGAUCCAUCUGGUAAUGCAUGGGCAGAAAGGCAUUAAGAACAGCGGGAAGAUGUUUUUGGAAGGCGGCACCUUCGAGAGGGCUCAGAUCGACAUCUUUAAUGUGGAGAUCAUGGAUCUGAUCAGUCCACUGAGCAGGGUCACAAUUGGCCACGACAAUGCUGGGAUCAGCUGUGGCUGGUACUGCGAGAAGGUGACGGUGUAUUGCCCUUUUACGGGGAUUGAACAGGUUUUUCCAUGUCGCCGAUGGUUAGAUGAAGAUGAUGGAGAUGGCUUGGUGGAGGUGGAGCUCUAUGAAAUGGUCUCACUGCGUCAGUGCAAACAAAAGAAGUUCCCUUGGUCUCUGUGGAUAUGGACGUCUGAUAUUAAAGGAGCGGGUACGGACGCGCAGAUAUUUAUACAGGUCUACGGCGAGAAAGGCAAGAGCGAUGAGAUGAAGCUGGAGAGCAAAUCGGACAGCUUCGAGCAGGCCCAGUGUGACAAGUUCAUGGUCGAAAUGCCUGACAUUGGGACCAUAAGGAAGCUGAGGAUUUGGCACGAAAAAAGACACCCAUUUUCUGGUUGGCAUCUGGGCAGAGCAACAGUAAUGAAGACCUUGACUAAAGAGAAAUAUAACUUUUCUUGUAAUCGCUGGCUGGACAUUAAUGAGGACGACCAGGAGAUCAUCAGAGAACUGCCAGCCAUGGGGGUCCACAAUCCAGAACCACUGCCAUUGUUGAAGUAUCGAGUCACCAUCGUGACAGGAAACCUGCAUGGCAGCGGGACAGAUGCAAGUGUGCAUCUAACCAUGUAUGGAGAUGUGGGGGACACAGGAGAGAGGUUUCUCUUCUUCAGCAAAACCAACGUCAACAAAUUUGAGAAAGGCAAUAUUGAUGAGUUCGUGAUCGAGGCUGUGUCAAUCGGUGAGAUCAGGAGGUUGCGGAUAGGUCACGAUGGCCGAGGCGGAGGCUGCGGUUGGUUCCUGGAGAAGAUUUUGAUCAGAGAGGAGGGCCAACCAGAUUCCACCAAUAUUGAGUUUCCUUGUCACAGAUGGUUGGAUCGUAGUGAAGAUGAUGGACAGAUUGUUCGGGAAUUGGUUCCAACUUCAGAUGGACAGCGCUUGUUCAAUGUGAGUUAUCACAUUGCAGUAAAGACAGGCAGUAUUAGUGGAGCAAGCUCAGAUUCGAAGGUGUUCGUGAAGCUCUACGGAGAGAAAGGCGACACCAACAAGAUCCUGCUCAUCGCCUCCGAUAACAGCCACACCAACUAUUUCGAGACAGGCCAUACCGACAUCUUCACAGUAGAGACCUCUGACCUUGGCCAGAUAAACCGUCUCCUGAUUGGCCACACGAACGAAGGCCUGCAGGCCGGCUGGUUCCUGGACAGCGUGUUGAUCUGGGUGCCGGUGCAUGGAGUUCAGUAUAUGUUUCCCAGUCACCGCUGGCUUUGCAAAGAUGAGGCUGACGGCAAGGUGGAGGUUGAGAUCUACCCAAGUGAAACAAAUGAGAUCGAGAAAUUGAUUAACUAUGAGGUAACGGUUGUCACGGGGGACGUGUUUGCGGCCGGCACCGACGCCAAAGUGUUCCUGCAGAUCUAUGGUGAGGAGGGCAAGACUCAAGUCUUUCAGCUGAAGAGUCGCUCCAACAACUUCGAGAGGGGAUCCACUGAGAUCUUUAAGAUCGAAGCAUUGGAUGUGGGCCAGAUCUAUAAGAUCCGCAUUGGGCACAAUGGUACAGGAGUGGCACCUGGCUGGUUCCUAGAGCAUGUAGAUGUGAAGCGGCUCAUCAUGGCCAUGGUGAAGUCUGAGAAAAAAGAAGAGGAGAAAAAGGACAAGAAAAAGAAAAAGAGAAAGAAGGACGAUGAUGAUGAUGACCCAGGAGAGCUGAAGGAGGUGGUGAAAACAUUUCACUUCCCCUGCAGCAGGUGGCUUGCCCGAGAUGAAGAAGAUGGAGAGAUUGUAGUGGAACUGAAAGCUGAGGAUUAUGAAGACCUUGAGGAGAACACAUAUGAAAUCCAUGUAUUCACUGGUACCAUGUGGGGCGCUGGGACAGAUGCCAAUGUCUACAUCAACAUCUAUGGCGAAAUGGGGGACACGGGCGAGAGGAAACUGCGCAAAUCGAACCAUUUUAACAAGUUUGAACGUGGACAGGAGGACGUGUUUACCCUCACUGCGAUGGAUCUGGGCCUGCUAAAAAAGCUGCGUAUUCGACACGAUAACACACAGGCCAGUGCAGGGUGGUACCUGGACCGUGUAGAGAUCAUGGACAUGAAGGAUGAGACAAUGUACUUUUUUCCCUGCCAGCGAUGGUUGGCAGUGGACGAAGAUGACGGACAGUUGGCUCGGGAGCUAGUUCCAGUGGACGAGGCCUUCAUGAAAAAGGAUUACGAUGACGACAGCAGUUCUACGACUUCAUCAGCACAGCUCGGACUCGAACAGAAAGCUAUGUCAACCACAUACACCAUGCGAAUCAAGACAGGGGAGAAGAAGAACGCUGGAACUGAUGCCAACGUUUACACUAUCUUAUACGGAACCAAUGAUGACACAGGUAUCAUUAAUCUGAAAGCCUCCAAGAACCAUAAGAACAAGUUCGAGUUGGGCAUGAUCGAUGAGUUCACUAUUGAGGCGGUGGACCUUGGCAGUCUUAAAAGAAUCUGCAUUGGACACGACAACGCAGAUGUUCCCUAUGAGAUAAGAAUCUUCACCAGUGACAUCUUUGCGGCGGGGACGGAUUCUGACGUCUUCAUCGUCCUUUAUGGGCAGAAUGAUGUGUGCACAUCCAAGAAAUCCCUCUGCCUCAACAAAAGAGAGAGAGCCAUUUACUUUGAACGAGGAGCUGAGGAUAUGUUUAUCGUGGAGCUUGAAGACAUUGGAGACAUCAUUGAGAAAAUCCGGAUAGGCCAUGAUAAUCGUGGCCUGAAUGGAGGGUGGCACCUCGACAGAGUGGAGAUCAGGAGACUGCUGAGGAAAGGAAAGGGCUCGGAGACAGCAAUAUUCCCAUGCAAUUGUUGGCUAGCGCGCUCAGAAGAGGAUGGUGAGACGAUACGAGAGCUGGUUCCUUCUGACAUCAUUAUUGAAAAGUUGUCUCGAGAUGGAACUCUCAAAGUCAUCGAGACUGAAGUAGACGAUGCCCUGGAGACUCAUACAUAUUCUGUGACUGUAACGACGGGUGACGUGUACGGAGCAGGCACUGACGCCAACGUGUUUAUCACCAUAUACGGAGACAUGGGCGACUCUGGGGAACGCAAGCUCAGCCACUCGGAAAACAACAGGAACAAGUUUGAGAGAGGAGCGGUGGACACAUUCAGCCUUGAAGCAGUGGACCUAGGUGAGGUGUUCAAGAUCCGCAUUCGCCAUGACAACAGCAUGCUGUGUCCUGAUUGGUACCUGGACCAGGUGGAGAUUGUGGACACCGAUACAGAAGAAAUGUUUCUGUUCCAGUGUGAGCGCUGGCUGUCCCUCAAGAAAGAGGACAAGCACAUCGAAAGAGUUUUCUACGUCAAGGGUUUCACAGGAGAACGAGAUACAGCAUUUUGUCCUAUAAGGAAAGUAACCAACCUGGACAGCAACAUGAAUAAGAAAAGCAAGAAACAUGGCACAGGUGAAGAUGAAGAUGAGGAAACAUCACUAAUACCAUAUUACCUGACACUCACAACCGGUGUGAACAGUGAUGCCGGGACGAACAGCCGUGCUUAUGUCAUCACGAAAGGAUCAAAACAGAGGCAGACCGAACGUAUGUGGCUGAAUCAUAAAUGGAAGAAGAGUUUUACUCCCGGGGCGCUGGACUAUUUCACCUGUUAUGGAAAAGAUGUAGGAGAGAUCAAAAAAGUGGAGCUAGGUCAUGAUGGUGCCACUGCCGAAAGCUGCUGGUUGGUGGAAGAGUUCUCAGUCGCCGUGCCAACCAAAGGAAUCUCGUAUGUUUUUCCGUGCAAGUACUGGCUGGCUAAAGGCAGAGGGGAAGGACUGACGUCGCGAGUGUUUAAUGUGAUUGACGCAGAUACUAUUGGCAUCUCACGCAAGGUGAUCUAUGAGGUCACUGUGGUGACGGGCGACAUCCAGCACGCUGGCACGGACACACAGAUCUACAUAACGGUGUAUGGAGUGUAUGGCACAUCAGAGGAGAUCCCACUACCUAAACUAGAAGACAGGUUUGAACGAGGUCAAAACGACACCUUCAAUCUGGAGAUUGAGGACAUUGCUCCACUCCGAAAAAUCCGUGUGCGCAUUGAUGGCACUGGAAGUAGACCUGACUGGUUUCUUGACAAGAUUGUUCUGCAUAACCUCGAAUCAGACGAGGUGGCAUUGUUUGUAUAUGAGGAGUGGCUAUCCCGCACACACGGACCCAAUCACACACUCGUGUGCGAGAUGCCCGCCAUUAUUGAUGAUGAAGAAGUGGUACAACUCACCACCUAUACGGUUGCAGUUAAAACCAGUGACUUGGGAGGGGCUGGAACGGAUGCCAACGUGUGGAUGAUUAUUUUUGGUGAAAAUGGCGACACUGGACCAAUUGCUUUAAAAGAAAGCACAAACACCAACAAGUUUGAGCGCAAGGCGACAGACACGUUCCAACUGACUGACAUUCUAAGUCUGGGAGAACUCUCCAAAAUCCGUGUGUGGCAUGACAACACAGGUCUCUCCCCAGGGUGGCACCUGGAGAGUGUUGACAUUCAUGAUGACACCUUGGGAAAAAAGUUUCGAUUUCGCUGUGAUCGCUGGCUUGCCAAAAAGGAGGAUGACGGCCAGAUCAUGAGGGAGCUGGCCUGCGCUAACAACGACGUCCUGGAUUUUGACGAGAAAACAAAAUAUGAGAUCAUCACAGUGACAGCGGAUACGGAUGAUGCCGAGACCAAAGAAAAUGCCUGGAUCAUUCUGGAAGGAAGGUUGGGAAGAUCCAAAGAACUUGUGAUGGAGAACUCUACCAAAAAGAAACGUUUCUUAAGCGGUGCCAUGGACAGGUUUGAGUUCUCCUGUAAGAUUCUGGGUGACAUCGCCAGCAUUUGCCUGGGCCAUAGCCCCAAAGAUGGGAAGAAAAGCAAGGUGGAAGCAUCUUGGAGGGUCCAAGAGGUUAUCAUUACAGAGAGGGACCUCGGCAACAAGUACAUCUUCCACUGCGAUGCGCUCAUCCCACUCUCCUCCAAGCGUGAUGACUUCCAGACUUUCGAGUGCACAAAGUUCAUCGAGAGCUUUGCCAGCAAGGCACGCAAACUGACCCCGGUCGCAUACGAGCUCAUCGUGAUCACGGGUGACGAGAAGGGCGCAGGCACGGACGCCAAUGUCUUCCUCACCGUCUUCGGGACCAACGGGGACUCGGGUCGACGCCAGCUGAAGCAGAAAUUCCGCAAUCUGUUUGAACGAGGACGGACCGACCGCUUCAGCAUGGAGCUGCUGGACAUGGGCGAGCUGCUGCGAGUCUGCAUCGAGCACGACAACUCUGGUCUCAGUCCUGGUUGGCUGCUUAGUAGGGUUGAGAUCACCAAUACUGCCAAUGGCGUGACGACGGUCUUUGUAUGCGGCAAGUGGUUGGAUAAAACUCGAGCUGAUGGCAGGAUUAAGAGAGUCCUGUACCCCAAAUAUUGA
Molecule: messenger RNA, 6253 nt
Organism: Trichomycterus rosablanca
Lineage: Eukaryota; Metazoa; Chordata; Actinopteri; Siluriformes; Trichomycteridae
Product: lipoxygenase homology domain-containing protein 1-like
Exons: 39
Coding region: 101-6253 (2050 amino acids)
Molecular function (GO): protein binding
Source: RefSeq, a predicted model, not a curated record